AUGAGUCAGAAAGACACAAAUCGAAUAGUCCCUGAACCCGCUGAGACAAAGAUUGGAUGUAAGACAAUAAUGGGAAUAAAGAAAGAUGGUGAAAAGUGGAUAGUCAACAAGUUUGUAGUUGGACAUAAUCAUAUUCUACUUACACCGAGAAGUACUAGUUUCCUUCGUGGACAUAGGGGAGUUACUAAAGUCCAAAAAAAAUUCAUUAUGACUUUGAAUGAGUCCGGUGUACCGACAAGGAAGAUAAUGUCGGUGUUGAGUAAAGAUUCAGGUGGUGAAUUUAAUGUCGGUUGUAUUGGUAAGGAUGUAGAAAAUUACUUGGGAACCAAAAGGAGAAAAAUAUUUGAAGAGGAGGAUGCACAAAGAUUAUAUUCAUACUUUCUUGAUCGACAACUCAAAGAACCUGGGUUUGUGUUUUUUAUGCAAGUUGACAAGGAUGGAUGUAUGAGAAGUUGUUUUUGGGUUGAUGCGAGAUCAAGAGCUACAUACCAAUAUUUUGGAGAUGUUGUUACAUUUGAUGCCACUUACCUGACCAAUAUUUAUAAGAUGUCAUUUGUGCCAUUUUCUAGAGUUAAUCAUCAUCAUCAGACCAUAAUGUUUGGUUGUGCUUUGUUGAUUAAUGAAACUGCAGAAUCAUAUACAUGGUUAUUGAGAACAUGGAAAGAGGCAAUGCUUGGGCGUGCCCUUUCAACGAUAAUUAUCGAUGAUGACAAGGCGAUGGCUAAGGCAAUUGUAGAGAGGAGUGAAAACAUGAACACAUUUUUCAAAGAUUAUGUUCGUUCAAGCACUAUGGUUAGCGACUUUGUGCAUCAGUAUGAGAAAGCUAUAGAUGCACGUUACUUUAAAGAGAAAGAGAAAGAUGUGCGGACAAAAUCUACGCAGGCGAUAAUGAAGACACCUUUUAAAAUUGAAGAGGAGGCGGCAAUUGUUUAUACAAGAAAAUCCUUCAUAAUUUUCCAAGAUGAGUUGCUUAAUAGUUUACGGUACCAAGCAAAAAAAUUGUAUGUGAGUGGUGAGGUCAAGACAUAUGGAGUGACAGCCCAUGGCAAAGAAACAUCUCUUUACCAUGUAACGUUAUCGGGUGAUAAGGACAUGCUACAUUCAGUUGAAAAACACAAUCACUUCACACUUGCUUUAGAGAAGGUUCACAAAGAGUUGCUUGCAAUGGAAGAUCAUGUACAAUGUUCACAAACGGUGCCCACCAAUGAUGAUCAAAUAUUUAAAAGUCAAGUUAUAUCGAACUUUUCACAAACGGUGCAUGAUCCUCCACAGGUGCCCACAAAAGGGAAGGUUUUUGAGAACGAAAAGGAGAAGCGAGAAGCUAAGGGUUUUGAGUCAGACGAGGAGAAGCUAAGGGUUUUGAAAAAAGCUUUUAGAGCCAUUUUGUUAAUUGUAAUGAAACAUGGAUAUUGA
This is a messenger RNA of Juglans microcarpa x Juglans regia, 1413 nucleotides long. RefSeq names its product protein FAR1-RELATED SEQUENCE 5-like. The record is from RefSeq and is a predicted model, not a curated record. The transcript is spliced from 4 exons. Bases 1 to 1413 code for a protein of 470 amino acids. NCBI's taxonomy places the organism in Eukaryota, Viridiplantae, Streptophyta, Magnoliopsida, Fagales, Juglandaceae.